CUCCAGCAAAGCGUCAGGCACAGGCGAGCCUUAGGUGGCCCGUACCGUCUGCGAUCACGUGCGAUGCCCAUCUGGGGUACUUUUUUUUAUAGCAGCAGCUGCGUUGGUGGGUGACUAAAACCUGGUGACUAACACCACUGCAGAGACGAAAACCAACAACCGGGCAGCUUCAGAGAAAAUCCCGAGUCCACUCCCGCCUCCAGGGACAAAGACAGCCGGAGCCCGAGGCUUCCUGGCGCUUCUCCCCAGCCUCCCCACCCGUUAAGCUCCAAACGUCCCCUCGGGCUCGCCGGCGAGGGACCUCCUUCGAAUGUUUCCCCCGAGCCUCGAAGGCUCGCUCGUGACGUAGCAGCAGGACGCCCUCCUCCUCGCGCGCCGAUUGGCUGAAGCGCGCGGAGGCGGUUGCGGAACGUCGCUGUUUGUGUUUGAACGUUCCAGCGGGAGGGUGGGGCGAGGAGGGCUCCGUCGGGCAGGCGGCCGAUUCGCUGCUUGAGCAGGGCGACCCUCCGCCGCCCCCCCCCGGCUGGACGGCGCGGCGCGAUGGUGCCGUCUCGGUGCGUGAAGAGCGAGUACAUGAAACGCUUCAAAGAGCCCAAGUGGGAGGCGUGCGGCCCCUGCUACCAGGAGCUGCUGCGCUACCGCCUGAGCCGGCGCCUUUUGGAGCAGGCGCACCGGCCCUGGUUUUGGGACGGCUGGGAGCAGGACAGCAGCCAGAGCGGCGGUGGUAGUGGCGGCUCCCCGUCGCCCCCGGGCACGUCCAGCCCGCCGGGUGGCCAGCAAGGAGAAGAAGGAGCGGCGCCUGGCGAAUCUGGCCUGGGCAGGGCGGAGGCAGCAGCGGGGGACGCCGACAGAUCCUGCCCCGAGGAGCCCUUGCGCGGGUCGGAGGAUGAAGACCAAGAGAAAGCCGAGGAGAAAACCGAAGUUGAGAGUGGAGGCAAAAAGUCUGCCCCCAAAGGAGCUGGCGGGUCAGCAAGUUGCCCCCAAGGGCAGCCUUCGAGUCGUGGUGCUUUGGGCAGCCGGGGUGACAGAAGACGGGUGAAGAGUCCUCAAAGGAUACAUGCAGCAAAGGGGUUGAAACACCCAUUUGCCUUGUAUGGCUGGGGAGAAAAACAGACUGAUACCGGGAGCCAGAAGACACACAAUGUCUGUGCAUCCGCUUCUGUGAAUGAAAUCCACGAGUCUGCACUGAGAGCGAAGAACAGAAGGCAAGUGGAAAAAAGGAAGCUGUCUCAGAGGCGGAUUCAUUCAGCGGAAGUAGAACAAGCCUGGAGAGCGAAAUCUGCUGCACCAGACAACCCCUGGAUGACGGAAUACAUGAGGUGUUACUCAGCACGAGCACGGUGAUUCAAGAUUUGCCUGGAACUGUCUUUUUAAAAAUUCAGAAAUAGUGUAUGAAAGCAACGGCUGAAGAAUUCCAAACUACUUAUGCAAGAUUUUUAACAAAAGGAUUUUUCCAGCAGUUUGAUAUACUUGUUUAUAUUUUGGCUACUUAUCCCUGCAGGAGAGGGAAUAAUUGAUUCCAUACUGGUGGGAACUAUGCUUAGCAGUAUAGCUUCUUUACAGGUUUUUUUUUAAAAAAGAAGAAUAUUAAGAGAUCUUUCUGUUGGCCUUGAGCGGAAAAGCUAUGGAGUGUUGUAGAAUGAACUUUUUAAAAUGAAAGACCUCAGAAGGGUUAUUUUGACAAAUAUUUAGUCCCUCCUUAAUCAUUGAAACAUAUGGACCGUAAUCCACGGGAAAUUUCUUGCCCUGAUGUUGCAUAGAACUCAAAACCUUUCCCUAUAGGGGAGCCAUAAGGCUUUACAAAUCAGGUCUGUUAAAAUUAUUUGUAGGUGCCAUUGUAUUUUCAUGUGAUUCUAGUUAAGUUGCUAUGAUUUUCCUCAGACCUGUACAACUUGAGACCUAGCGAGCCAAAUGCAGACUUUCUGCCCUCUGUGGAUUCAAUCCAGUGACCACAAAAACAGGGGACUGUUAUCUUUCUUGCUGUGCAGGCCAGUUGUGCAAGCUCUUGCAGCCAGAUGUGUAGAAGAUUGUAUAAUUGGAAAUGCUCCAUUUUUAGAAUUCUGAAAGCUCUCCCCAACUUUUGGUAAAUAUAUAGUAACUUGUUCAGGUUUACAUUCCAGUUUUAGGUUUUGUGACCAUCUGGAACUGGAGAUUUUGGUGCAAUAGAUUAGUAAUGUGACGUGUUUAUGUUUUUAGCUUUUUAAAUUUGCUAUCAUGAGCCUGUGGUACCAAAUGGCAGGUGUAGACAAUCAUUAACUAUUAGUUAUCAGUACUUUGCAGUAAGUAACAUGGACUUGGUGACAGUGAACUGGGAUGUAGAUAUUUUUUUAAUGCUUUAUUUGGGUGGAUUAAAUAUGCUUUGUAAAGAGUUUUGUUAGGUGAGCUUCUGCAUAAGUGAAAUGUUACGACUAUUUCAACUCUUGAAUUGAACCUACCAGACCAAGUUAGAGUACAUUCCAGAGGCAUGUUCAGGACUCAGGCAAAUUUUGCUAUACUUCUCAAGUGUAUGACAUGCCCCUUAUCCCCCCCCCCGACCACC
Podarcis muralis (Common wall lizard) is the source of this 2539-nucleotide messenger RNA. It is a transcript of the gene CCSAP, whose product is annotated as centriole, cilia and spindle associated protein. The record is from RefSeq and is a predicted model, not a curated record. Gene Ontology annotation, molecular function: microtubule binding. Lineage: Eukaryota; Metazoa; Chordata; Lepidosauria; Squamata; Lacertidae. Gene Ontology annotation, biological process: regulation of mitotic spindle assembly. Gene Ontology annotation, cellular component: cytoskeleton; spindle; centriole.